Molecule: messenger RNA, 5863 nt
Organism: Chiloscyllium plagiosum (whitespotted bambooshark)
Lineage: Eukaryota; Metazoa; Chordata; Chondrichthyes; Orectolobiformes; Hemiscylliidae
Gene: thbs1b
Product: thrombospondin 1b
Biological process (GO): negative regulation of angiogenesis; cell adhesion
Cellular component (GO): extracellular region
Molecular function (GO): protein binding; calcium ion binding
Source: RefSeq, a predicted model, not a curated record
UCACAGUAGUAUCGAUCUCGGGCACCCACAGCUGCAGGGGGCAGCUUCUUAGUCAAAGACUUGGAGGGGGAAAGAGAAGAGAGAAUUCUUUUGGGAAAAAAAGUACAAGUUUCGAGUCUUUGAGAAGCCAGAUCUUGUAGAAGGACUCUGUACAUUUCGGAUUUGGUCCCUGCCAGCGUCUGUCUUACGGGGAGCUAUUCUUGUCUGCACUGCUCGUUUGAAGAUUGAAAGUACUUCACUACUGGUUCUGAGGGAGUUCCUUCACUGAAAUGAAGCCACUGCAAGGACUCUUUCUACUUUUAAUGAUUGUUGCUUGUUCGCCCAAGCAAAUCCAAGACGCCGGAGUGGAUGGUGUCUUUGAUCUGUUCGACAUCACUGGCCUGACUCGCAAAAAUGUAGGGGUGCAUAUGGUAAAGGGGCCGGAGGCGAGCAGCCCGGCUUACAGGAUCCUGAACCCUGACCUCAUUGCCCCGGCUUCAGAGAACAGCUUCAGUGAGCUGAUCGACCACAUUCAGCAGGAGAAGGGCUUCAUCUUCCUCGCCACCCUGCGCCAGAUGAAGAAAAGCCGGGGCACCUUGGUGGCCAUCGACACGCUGCAGGGGACACGCAUCUUCGAGAUCCUGUCCAACGGCAAGGCGAACACUCUCGACCUGACCAUCACCAUCGAGGGCAAACAGAGCAUGGUGUCCAUCACCGAUGCCCACCUGGCCAAUGCCCGCUGGAAAAACCUCACCCUGUUCGUGCAGGAGGACGUGGCCACGCUCUAUGUGGGCUGUGAGAAGGUCAAUGGCGUGGAGCUAGAGGCGGCCAUUCACAAAGUGCUGAAGCCUGGUGACUACAGCCUGAGGCUAGCCAAAGGCGGACCGGGUCUCCGGAACAACUUCCAGGGAGUACUGCAGAACGUGCGCUUUGUUUUUGGGACCAACUUGGAAACCAUUCUGAUGAACAAGGGCUGCUACAACACUGCUCCAGGAAUUCUUCCUUUACCAAUCAGGGGCUCUGAAAGCCCAGCCAUCAGGACCAAUUUUUACGGUCACAAACCCAAAGAUCUUCAGACAGUCUGCGGCAUCUCCUGCGAGGAACUGUCCAACAUGUUCUCUGAACUGCAAGCUCUCAGGACAAUGGUCACCCAGCUGGUUAAUAAUGUCCAAAAAGUGACUGCAGAAAAUGAAUUAAUUGCCAAAAGGAUUGGAAUCAAACAGAUAGGAGGAUGUUUUCACAAUGGCAUGACCUACAAAGACAAAGAUCAAUGGAAAGUGGACAACUGCACAGACUGCACUUGUCAGUCAUCAGUCACCUUCUGCCAGAGGAUUUCCUGCCCUACUGUGUCAUGUGCUGAUGCUGUAGUCCCAGAUGGGGAGUGCUGUGCCCGCUGUCCAUCAAUUCCAAAUGAAUCUGAGGCUGGCUGGUCUCCCUGGUCUGAAUGGACACAUUGUUCUGUCACCUGUGGAAUUGGAACCCAGCAGCGAGGCCGCUCCUGCGAUCGGAUUAAUAGUGACUGUCAUGGGACCUCUGUUCAGACUCGAAGCUGUCAUUUAGAAGAAUGUGACAAGAGAUUCAAACAAGAUGGUGGUUGGAGUUAUUGGUCCCCUUGGUCGUCAUGCUCAGUGAGCUGUGGAGCUGGAGUGAUCACUCGCAUCCGCCUGUGUAACUCCCCAAUGCCACAAAUGGGUGGCAAAGAGUGUGAGGGACCGAAGCGGGAAACUGAGAAGUGUGAACAAGUCCCAUGCCCAAUUGAUGGGAACUGGGGUGUUUGGUCACCAUGGAACUCUUGUUCCGUCACCUGUGGAGGAGGAAUUCAGAAACGCACACGUCUUUGUGACAGUCCAGCACCGGAAUAUGAAGGCAAAAAUUGUGUGGGAGAAUCCCGGGAGACUCAGCUAUGCAACAAACUGGAGUGCCCAAUUGAUGGAUGUUUAUCAAAUCCAUGCUUUGCUCAAAGCAAGUGUACGAGCUUUCCAGAUGGCUCCUGGACGUGUGGUCCCUGCCCUCAUGGUUACAGAGGAGAUGGUAUUCAUUGCGAGGACAUCAAUGAGUGCUCAGAAGUGCCUGAUACCUGUUUUCAAGUCAAUGGGGAGCAAAGGUGUGAAAACACUGAACCAGGUUACAAUUGUCUGCCCUGCCCACUGCGAUACACUGGCAAUCAACCGUUUGGCAGAGGCAUUGAGGAGGCUACAAAGAAUAAGCAGGUCUGUGAGCCACGUAACCCCUGCAAAGAUGGCACACACAAUUGCAACAAGCAUGCCAGAUGCAUUUACCUUGGUAUCUUCAGUGACCAGAUGUUCCGUUGUGAAUGCAGGCCUGGUUUUGCUGGCAAUGGCAUCAUCUGUGGAGAGGAUACUGACUUGGACGGUUGGCCAAAUAAAGAUCUCACCUGUGUGAUCAAUGCUACUUACCACUGUAAAAAGGACAAUUGUCCAUCACUCCCCAAUUCUGGACAAGAAGAUCACGAUAAGGAUGGAGUUGGUGAUGCCUGUGAUAAUGAUGAUGAUAAUGAUGGCAUUCCAGAUGAGAGGGACAAUUGCGCAUUCCUGUUUAAUCCUCGUCAAUAUGACUAUGAUCGGGAUGAUGUUGGAGAUCGCUGUGACAACUGCCCCUACGACCAUAACCCUGACCAGACAGACACUGAUGCAAAUGGAGAGGGAGAUGCCUGUGCCAUUGAUAUUGAUGGAGAUGGCAUUCUGAAUGAGAAGGACAACUGCCCACAUGUGUACAAUGUUGACCAGAGGGAUACAGAUUUAGAUGGUGUUGGUGAUCAGUGUGAUAAUUGUCCGUUAGAACACAAUCCAGAACAAACUGACUCAGACUCUGACCUUGUAGGAGAUAAAUGUGAUAAUAACCAGGAUAUUGAUGAAGAUGGUCACCAGAAUAACCUGGAUAACUGCCCCUACAUCCCCAAUGCUAACCAGGCAGAUCACGACAAGGAUGGAAAGGGUGAUGCCUGUGAUCAUGAUGAUGAUAAUGAUGGUAUUCCCGAUGAGAAGGACAAUUGUAGGUUGAAAGCCAAUCCUAACCAAACUGAUUCUGAUGGUGAUGGCCGAGGUGAUGCUUGCAAGGAUGAUUUUGAUGGAGACAGUAUUCUGGACAUCUAUGAUGUUUGUCCUGAAAACUUUGAAAUCACUGAGACUGACUUCCGCAAAUUCCAAAUGGUACCACUGGAUCCCAAGGGAACAUCCCAAAUUGACCCCAACUGGGUAGUCAGACAUAAAGGCAAAGAGUUGGUACAGACUGUUAAUUGUGAUCCUGGCAUUGCUGUAGGAUAUGAUGAAUUCAAUGCUGUGGACUUUAGUGGUACUUUCUUCAUAAAUACUGAACGAGAUGAUGACUAUGCUGGAUUUGUAUUUGGAUACCAGUCCAGCAGUCGCUUCUAUGUGGUAAUGUGGAAGCAGAUCACACAGACCUAUUGGCUUGAUACACCAACCAGAGCACAGGGCUAUGCUGGACUCUCUAUCAAAGUGGUGAACUCUACAACUGGGCCAGGAGAGCACUUGCGUAAUGCACUCUGGCACACUGGCAAUACAGAAGGACAGGUUCAAACAUUGUGGCAUGAUCCACGUAACAUUGGUUGGAAGGACAGGGCUGCUUACAGAUGGCAGUUAACCCACAGACCCAAGACUGGAUUCAUCAGAGUCGUAAUGUAUGAAGGGAGAAAGAUCAUGGCUGACUCUGGGGCCAUCUAUGACAAGACUUAUGCUGGUGGACGAUUGGGUCUCUUCGUCUUCUCUCAAGAAAUGGUUUACUUUUCUGAUCUCCGAUACGAGUGUAGAGAUUCAUAAUGUCAGCAUUUUUGGAAGGGGAAAUGUUUUAAACGUUGGUGUUGCACCUUUCUCUUUUCUUGGAACAAUUCCUGGGACCAUUGUUUUCUUCUUCACUUUCAUUUGUGGAAUCAAAAGCACACGACCAGCAUUGGCUGAUAGAACUCACUGGAUGUUAUCAACAUAAAGUUCAGCAACAAGUCUGCAAAGGAACUGUUCCCUUGAUCACAACUGACUAUAGUAACUUGCCUUUGCUUCUGACAAAUGCAAAUCGCGAUCACAUUUUUCAAAAAAAAUACCUCUGUUACGUCUGGAAAGAGCUUUACUUGGUAAGUCGUUAGGCAUUCCAGCCCUACGAUUUUGCAUAGCUGGAGUUUCCAUGGAAGGAGAUUGCACACUGUUAAUGAGACUAUUUCUGCUGUGGACUGUUAUUUAAGUUUAAAAAAAACAAGUGGGCCGGUAUAUGGUGGAAAAAAUAACUGAGGCUUAAAUGAAUGGCAUAAAAAAAUUUCCAAAAGGUUGGGGCGAAGAACAAUAGGAUCUAUCUUGUUUGUGAAAAAUAUCUGGAAGAAACCAUGGAGGAACUUGUUACUUGUUUUGUACUGGACCUUAUGUGAUUAUUUGUCAAUAAAUUAAUAUUACUCAAGUAAAAAUGCAAAUGCUAGCAGUAAGAGCUAGUUGGUUCCAUGCGAAGUGUAAAUGUCCAAUCUAGCACCCCUCCCAAAACUCCCAAACCAAGUCAACCCUCUAGAUGCAUGCUGACCUAAUUAAACCAGAGGUCGAAACAUGUAUUGUCAGGUCCUGGUGCCAAGAAGAAAAGUGGAAGAUCACACAUAUCCAUGGUUCCCAUAGGAUGGCACUGCCAUCAGCUAGCGCUUUUCUUCCAAGUGAAACCAGUCUGAUGGUAACAAGUAAGUUUAGAAGAGCAGUUAGAGAGUACCUCUUCAGCACCUAUGCUGGCCUCCUAGAAAGCUCAUUUGCUUUCAAUGCCAUGGUUGAAAAGGCAAAAGCAGACUGUCAAAGAGACUGCUCUUCUCUUUAACUAGUGUUUGCCAAAGUGGCAACUUGUUCUGCCUGUAGAUAUAAAAAUAAGUACAAUUUUUAAUGUCGUCGAUUUAUUUAUUUUCUUAUCCUGGAUGAAAUACAAUUAAAGGACACUUUAAAAAGAAAAAAGGCGGCAGACUAUCCAUGAGAGUUUAUCACUAGUCCUUGUGUGCAUUGUAAGAUUGUAAAUACAAUUAUUAUUUAUUAACAUUGUUCUAUAUUGAUGCUAGCUAGUUUAGGGUAUUUUCAUUUGUUUGAAAGUUGUUGCUUGAAAAGGGCAGCCCAUAGUGAAGCUGAAAAUGGGAGACUCUGAGUCUGUAAUCAGUGUAUUUCUUGUAUACCAGAGGGCUUUAGAAUGCAGUUCUCUUCACUCUGCUUAAGAACAGAGUAGCCCUUAGAGCCUAGAAGCUGUUUUUUUUUCUACUUCAACCACUUGUGCCUUGGUACUUGUGGAUCUAUAUCUUUUCCAAAAGUGAAAAAGGUGAAACUUCUUUAUGUACAAAUAUUACCUCAUUGUUGUAUGAUCGAUACAAACCUUUGGAUCAAGCAGCAGAAAACCUUGCUCACGUGUCUAAAGUCUCUCAAAGCUACUGUAGUAUAAAAAGGCUGUGUACAUAAUCAAAAAUUUAUUUUUGCAGAAGGAAAAUGUAUUGCCCCAGUAAGGAAACAGCUUUGAAAAACAACAGAUUUUCUCAUGCUGCCAGGUGUGUUCUUUCCUCCCCAAGCUCUUUGUAUGUCAUUGCUCUUUUUUUAAAAAAAAGGUUUGUAUAAAUUAUUGAAUAUCUCAGUUGCAACUUGUAACAUUAAGCAGGUUAAAAAAACUCAUUAUUUUGUAGAUAAGCUAUUUAAGUAAUUUAUCAGGCAAUGUUACCUAGAGUUAGCAUUUCUGUCUGUACGAAACCUUUUGCACACUGAGUUGAGAUGUUGCUUUUUUUUACAUUGUUUAUCAUUAGCAGUUGCUUCUUUUGUACACCCUCUAACCAUUUUACAUUUAAAGCUGUUCAAAUCAUACAGUGCUGUUUGUUACAAACAUGAAAUGACAAUAAAACAUAUAGAAAUCUAAA